CUCAGUGUCUGGAGGCAGAUGGAGGUGCAAGUGCCCCUGGGGUCCGGGUGGAGGCCAUGCCCAGGGCCCGAAGGGCUAAGGGGAGUGCGACCCACUGGUCAGGGGACCAGCCCGGCCUCCCCGCCUGGCGCCUCCAUCCAGCCCAAGUCCCGCCCUGGACACACCUCUGACUCACUUCCUUUGCGUAGAAGCGGAAACGUUCCCCGGCUUCCUCCGCGCUGGACACUCCCUGGGGACCCGCAGGUGCCACUGCCCUGCGGCCUGAGCUGGCCCCAGGCCCCUGACCCGCCGACUCCCGGGAAGCCAGCCUUUCCUGCUUCCUGAGUCGCAGCCUGUGUCUGGCGCAGGCAGGGGCUGCCCUGGGGGGCUGGGGUCCGGCAGGAGCCUGGCCUGACGCAGCUGCAGGGAGGGCGACCUGCAUGCGGAGCGCCGCCCCUGCGCCAUGGACCGCGGCCAGCCCAGCGCGGAGCCCGGGGCCGCGGAGCCCGUGGCCGCGGCUCCCCGCGCCCCCGGCCCGAGCGUGAUGGCGCCGCUGCGAGCCGUGGUCCGCCUGCGCCGCCGCGUGUGCCUCCUGCGCAAGCGGCGCCCGCUGACGCCGGGCCCGGGGCUGGACUCGGGGGCCCCGGUGCCUCGCGCGGACGCGGACCAGCCGCAGUUCUUCACCUUCGACGGCCCCGAAGAGCUGGCCUCGAGGACGCCGCGCAAGAAGCGGCGGCGCAGCCGGGUGGUGCUCUACCCCAACUCCUCGCGCCGCUGCCGGCCGCGCGCCGAGCGCCACAGCCGAGCGCAGAGCUGCCUGCUGCUGCUCGUGGCCAUCGUGGGCUUCCAGGUGCUCAACGCCAUCGAGAACCUGGACGACAACGCGCUGCGCUACGACCUGGACGGGCUGGAGAAGGCGCUGCAGCGCGCCGUGUUCGGCCAGCAGGCGGCCGUGGGGCGCCUCGUGGCGCUGCUGCGGGACUACCUGUCCACGCACGUGCACAGCCGCCCGCUGCUCCUGGCGCUGCACGGGCCCAGCGGCGUGGGCAAGAGCCACGUGGGCCGCCUGCUGGCGCGCCACUUCCGCGCGGUGCUGGAGGACAGCGCGCUGGUGGUGCAGUACCACGCGCGGCACCACUGCCCCUCGGCGCGCGCCCCGCAGGCCUGUCGCGAGGAGCUGGCGCGCCACGUGGCCGACGUGGUGGCGCGGGCGGAGGCGGAGGAGAAGACGCCGCUCCUGGUGCUGGACGAGGUGGAGCUGAUGCCGCCGGCGCUGCUGGACGAGCUGCACGGCCUCCUGCAGCCGCAGCGCCCGCACCGCUUCCACAACGCGGUCUACGUGCUGCUCAGCAGCGCGGGCGGCGCGGAGGUCACGCGCUUCGUGCUGCAGAACGCGUCCCGCACGCCGGCCCCGCACCCGGACCGCGCGCACCGGGCCCGCGCCGACGAGGAGCUGCGCGCCAGCCUGAAGGCGCUCCUGGUGCGCGGGCACCCGCUGUGGCAGGCGGCCGCCGUGGUGCCUUUCCUGCUGCUGGACAAGCAGGACGUGGUCAACUGUUUCCGGGACGAGAUGGCCGGGGAGGGCUUCUUCCCCGAGCAGGCCCGCGCCGAGCUCCUGGCCGCGCAGCUCAGCUACUACCGCGUCGCCGGCCGAGAGUUUGCCGUCACCGGCUGCAAGCAGGUGGUGGCGCGGGUGAACCUCUUGUAGUGCCGGCAGGAGCCCGACACGUUUGGGGGCAGGUGGGGAACGGACCCUGAGAUUUUGCCCGGCCCGAGGCCCCUAAUAAACCCAACUCCCCAGACCUCCAACCUGCCCCCUGCGGUUCUUCAUUCGGCCACAGUCCUCCGUGCCCACUGUGUGCCCACGGCGCAGGUGGAGACGGGCGGUGUGUCCCCAUGACACCGGGCAGAUGGUCUCAGAGACGGUGACGGCUCCCGGCCUCACACAGCCGGCUGGUUGCCUGUAGAGCUGUGUGACCGGGCCCCGGGGUGCUGUGGCAGCCACCCCCCAACACACACAUGCACCUGCCCACUCUGGGGACCCCUGUCCCGGAGCCCUCUCUGGCCUCGGGUACCCUGGGGGAAGCUGCAUGUCUAGCGGCUGCUCCGGCCCAGGGCCCAUUGGGGUGCGUGUCCACGCGGCCAGCUGACCCAGUGGAUGGCCCGGAGGCUGUGGAAGGGGGCACUCUCUGGGGGCGACAGGCAGGAGGUGGCCUAAGCGGGGGACCUGACCUCCGGGGGGAGACCUCUGAGCCCUGGCCCCCCGCCCCCAGCCCCGAGGGAGCCCACCCUGCGAGCAGGACCCUCCCCGGUCACCCGGCAGCACCCCCGCCCGCCCCCUUUACUGCUCUGCGGGCGCCUCCCGCAGCCCCGCGCUCAGGGCGGCUCAGUGCUGCCACCUGGUGGCCGGGCUGCAGGGGCGGGUCCCGCGUCUCCCCGCCGCCCUGACCGCGCGCACCGCCCACCCGAGAGGGACCCCUGGCCUCCGGGGAGACAGGCAUAGAGGACACGGACACG
Molecule: messenger RNA, 2496 nt
Organism: Myotis myotis
Lineage: Eukaryota; Metazoa; Chordata; Mammalia; Chiroptera; Vespertilionidae
Gene: TOR4A
Product: torsin family 4 member A
Exons: 2
Coding region: 443-1687 (414 amino acids)
Cellular component (GO): nuclear envelope; endoplasmic reticulum lumen
Molecular function (GO): ATP binding; ATP hydrolysis activity
Source: RefSeq, a predicted model, not a curated record